UUGUUAUUUACCGGUACAACCUAUCUACAGAUAGGAGAAGGGUCGUGUACUUGUUUGCACGACGGCACGCGAGAGCAUGCGCAAUGCGCACGAAAAUAUUGUGACAGCAGUGAGCCAAUUUUGCUACCCUCGCCGUUCGCAUGAUAACGUGAAGGCGUGAGGCUGAAAAGUGUGCAGAUUCAAAUUCGUCUAUCCCUGUUCGUUUACCGGUGGUGAUGCGUUGUAUCCAUUCUUUGUUUUCGACAACGAACCAAGUGGACGUAGGUACUUCCAAACCAGUUUCAAACAGAAAUUGAUGGAAUCUUAAUCGCGAGGGUUUGUGGUGAUAUAGCAACAAAGAUUUGAACAGUGAUGUGCUUUCGUCAGUUCUAUUCAAAGUUCCAGUUCAAGUGUUGGCACCCGGAUGACGAUGAGAACGUUGAGUUGAUGCAUCAGAUAUCGAUCAACGAUCAUCACCAUGUAGCACAUGGCGAUCAGUCGUUGGCUGGUCCUUCGAUCGGCAGUAUAAUAAACCAACAUAGCGCCAGCGAGGGCCAUAGGAAUCGAUUGAAAUUGACCUACAAUACUCAGCUCCCUUCGGAGCAUACCUAUUUGGGAAAACUUGAACGCGUGGAAGCAUUGGAAAGGCUUGAGCCAGGAUCGAUCCAUCGCAUUCCGGUCAGCGGCCAUCAGUCGAUCGUAUAUCCGGGCGAGACUAUACCGUUGAUUCUGACCAAUCCACUGCUCGAGUUCGAUGGCAGUGAUAGUAACCGUAUCGGAUUGGUCUUCUGGGAGUUUCCUCACAAGAAACGUAUCUUCGGGGUCAUCUGUGAAGUGUACGAGAAGGUCGUACGGGAUUCGAUCAUGGUACUCAAGACCAAAGCCCAACAACGGUUCGAGCUGGUCCCCCAAGAAGAUGGAGCUCUAACCAGAUCGGUUCAACGUGAAGGCCGGGCCCACUAUUAUGCACAAGUGAAGAUUCUACCGGAAGUGUUACUGCCUGACCCGCUGACCAACUACUGUAUGAACAAUACAGCCAAGACCAACAACCUGGCAAGGAAUCGUUUGAUGGCGGCCCAGUCCAGCGUGUGGCCUAAGUUUGUCUACGAUCAGUACUGUUCGCAUGAAGUGUUGAACAAAAUGAAGCGAUUCCUGGAAUUUCUACAAAUCGAGUCUGUUCCUACGGCCGAUCCUGUAAUGUUAUCGUUCUGGUUGGCGAAGAACUUCCCCCUCAGUGAUACCGAUCGGAAGGAGCUAUUCUACACGAAUUCAGUCCUGACUCGGAUGCUGCUGGUCAACAGCUUUCUCGAUUACACGUGCUCCUGCUGUUGCAAAAAGUGCAAUCGCCGGAUUGCCAACUACGCCGACAUGUUUGCCAUGUCCAAGCAUGGCGUGAGCGGUAGCUACUGUAAUCCAUCCGGGUUCGUACAUGAGACGUUGACCGUCUACCGAGUGAUACCACAGUCGACCCGGACCACGACCAAACCGUCGACCGAUUUCAGCUGGUUCCCUGGAUACUCGUGGCAGAUUGCGGUAUGCAACGCGUGCAGUAACCACAUCGGGUGGAAAUUUGUCGCAACCAAACGGGGCUACAAACCAAAGAAAUUCUACGGCCUCUGCGCGGAAACAAUCAGCGUGUCGUCCGACAGCAGGUCGCCACCAUUCCGGACCAAUCCCAAGUCCAUAACCGACAUGGUGUAGAAUCUAGAAUGUGACUUCGAUUUGAUCUUUCUUUGACUGAGGUAAAGCAAGCAAAGAGGAGGAACAACGACGACAGACGGACGGACAGAAUCGAGAACUGAACGAGAGAACCGAUAGACUGCAUUACAACAGAGAUUUUUCCUCCCACUGACACUGGGGCUUAGUUGCAUUCUUCACAACUAUCUAUUAUUGAAUACCCACUUAUGUACAACUGUUUGUGUGCUGUGUAUUAGAAGAAUUGAUAAAUAUGAUAAAUAUAAAUAAAUGCUUUUGACGCUAAUCAA
Molecule: messenger RNA, 1964 nt
Organism: Aedes albopictus (Asian tiger mosquito)
Lineage: Eukaryota; Metazoa; Arthropoda; Insecta; Diptera; Culicidae
Product: protein cereblon-like
Exons: 4
Coding region: 352-1680 (442 amino acids)
Biological process (GO): protein ubiquitination
Cellular component (GO): Cul4A-RING E3 ubiquitin ligase complex
Source: RefSeq, a predicted model, not a curated record